AAGGGGGUAGUGGAGCUGCGUGCUUUCACACUGACACAGACGCACAAACGCGGAGGACCAAGCAUGCAGCGCAAACUGCUGAGAACUUUGCUUUAACUUUACUUUCUCACUUUGAGCUUUAAAUCGACCAUAGAUAACAGAAGCUUCUUGUUAUUUUUGGCUUUGGAUCGCUGACUCAGCCCCGGACCUGUUGGAUCAAACUCACUUGCAACUUCUGUCUGAGAUCGAGUGCGCUUUAAAGAAUAAACGUUGCAGAUCUGUAGACUUAAAGAUAUCUGUCUGGAGGAGCGCUGGAAGGAUGAUCUGACUCUGCGUAAAGUCCCAGAGGACAUCUAUCCCAUCUCAGCCAGAAAACACGUGAAUCUGCAGCAGGAGCCGCAGCGGCGUCCAGAGGGCUUCAGGGAACAUGACUGAGUCCGGCGGUUUAGUGGGAUACUUGUCAGCUCAUUUUACGUGACCGCAUGGUGCCUGUGCUGCGGGGUUAAAGAGCGCUCUCCAUGCAUGCUGGAGAAAUAAACAGAGUUGUUGCAAACACGUUGUUGGAGCUGUCUUGCACAAGUUUGGUGAGAGCUGCACAAUGCAGGGGAGUCUGAGCGCAUUUAUCCAGUGCUGUCUCAUCCUGCUGGUCGGUGCAGACCAGUGGAGGCUUAAAGACACAUCCAGCUGUGAGUUAAAUAAGAAGCAAUCUGACCUUAACUCCUUCCUCUGGACCAUCAAACGGGAUCCUCCAUCAUAUUUUUAUGGUACAAUCCAUGUUCCCUACACCCGGGUUUGGGACUUCAUCCCUGAAAAUUCCAAGCAAGCCUUCCAAGAGAGCAACAUUGUUUACUUUGAGCUGGACCUGACUGACCCUUACACCAUCUCUGCCCUGACCAGCUGUCAGCUGCUUCCCCAGGGGGAAAACCUGCAGGACGUCCUACCAAGGGACAUCUACAAGAGACUUAAAAGACAUCUUGAGUAUGUAAAACUUAUGAUGCCAUCUUGGAUGACCCCAGAUCAGAGAGGGAAAGGACUUUAUGCAGACUACCUCUUCAAUGCCAUUGCUGGGAAUUGGGAAAGGAAGCGUCCUGUGUGGGUGAUGCUGAUGGUGAACUCUUUAACUGAGGCAGACAUUAAGACACGAGGGGUGCCAGUGCUGGACCUUUACUUGGCCCAGGAGGCGGAGAGGAUGAGGAAGAGAACAGGAGCUGUGGAGAAGGUGGAGGAACAAUGCCAUCCGCUUAAUGGUCUCAAUUUCUCUCAGGUGAUCUUUGCCCUGAAUCAGACGUUACUGCAGCAGGAGUCUUUGAGAGCAGGAAGCCUUCAGGUUCCAUACACAACCGAGGACCUAAUCAGACACUACAACUGUGGGGAUCUCAAUUCAAUCAUCUUCAACCAUGACACCUCACAGGUGCCUAAUUUCAACAAUUUGACCCUGCCACCCAGUGAGCAGAUAACUGCUCAGGAAAUUGAUGCCUAUUUCCGACAAGAGCUCAUUUACAAGAGGAAUGAAAGGAUGGGCAAGAGGGUCAAAGCCCUGCUGGAGGAGCACCCUGACAAGAGCUUCUUCUUCGCCUUUGGUGCAGGUCACUUUCUUGGCAACAACACAGUUAUCGAUGUCCUUCGCCGCCAGGGAUAUGAGGUGGAGCACACCCCUGCUGGACAGCCCAUAAAGAGGAAAUCAUUAUUAAAAGCUGCUUCCCCAGCACUAGAGGAUCACCAUGAUGAUUUCACUCUACUGGAACCUUUUCUUCAUGAACUCCCCCACAAAGAGGAGGACCAUGGGCUUCCCCUGGAGGAGGAUCCAUUACCCCACAUGCUCCUUCCUGCAGACAGCCUGGAUCUCCUACAGAAAGCAGAGAGGAAAAUGCUGAAGAAAAAGAGGCGGAACAAGCAAAAGAAACAACGGAAUCGACAUUUUAAUGACCUCUGGGUCCGAAUAGAAGAGAGUUCGAUGGUGCAGUCCCCGCCUCCUCCCUUGGUUCGAAUCAUCAAUGGUUACAUCACAGUGGAGCCACCAAACAGAAUCUACAGCACUCAUGACUACCAUCAUCUACCGUCUUCCUCACCUUUCUCCUCCCUUCCAUACGUCAGGAUUAUUUUGAUUUCCACAGUUAUAGCUUUGAUAAUUCAGAAAGACUCUGCAGUCCUCUAGCAGGAAAUUGUUAAUUCAUUUAGCACAAAAGCAUUUAAUGAACUCAAUUUAAUAUAAGGUCUGAUUAAAACCGGGAGGGUUGACUUCAAUAAGCUGACGGACAUGUUAAAUGAGCAUUACAUGUAGCUAUUUGGCUGUUUUAAAAAUACAUUGUAAGAACUGAAAUUAAAAACAUUUUUUGUGUUUUUUGUAACAAACAGAUUCUUAUAAUUUUAUUUUAUUUUAGAGCUAUAAGACUGCACAGAAAAGUAAAAGAAAAAGCAACUGAAAGAAAAGGGAUCCAAACUAAUUCUCUUAGCAAUACCAUGUUUGUUAUCCUACCAAUCUUUUCAAUUCCUGCAACAGACAUACAAUUUUCUGAACAUAAAAUAUCAUUUAUAAACACUACUUGAACCAUUUCUCUUUAGCAGGGUUUGCUGAGUAUACAUGUCCAUGUGUGCUUGCUCAUGUAAGAGUGUUUGUCAGCGACUAUAGGCCUUAUGAACACAACCAGAAAUCUUCACAAUUUAAUUUAUUCAACAUGUACAAAAAUAUGCUUCACAAAUAUAUUACUUGACGAAAUUGUACAUAAUUAUUUUAAAUACUUUAGAAUUAUUUUAGAGUUAUCAAAAUAAAAAAAAUAUCAAAAGCAUUUUGGUUAUUUUUAAGUUAAGAUUUAAUCCAUAGAUGUGUGGUAUAUUUUUUAAAGGACAUCAGGAACUAACCACCACAGCCUGUGUCAUGUUUUACACUAAAAUGAAAGUUGUGAUAUUGACAUAUGAUUGUAUUGUAUAUUAUCAGUGUUAUUACCUGCUUUGAAUUAUGUGUUUGUUGAAAGAGUUCAUGACCAUGCAUUUUUGUUUAUCAUUAGGUUUAAAUUAUUCAACUAUACUAGCUUUCCUGUUAA
Cyprinodon tularosa is the source of this 3020-nucleotide messenger RNA. RefSeq names its product TraB domain containing 2A (gene trabd2a). Lineage: Eukaryota; Metazoa; Chordata; Actinopteri; Cyprinodontiformes; Cyprinodontidae. Gene Ontology annotation, cellular component: membrane. Gene Ontology annotation, biological process: negative regulation of Wnt signaling pathway. The transcript has 7 exons. The coding region runs from base 578 to 2134 and encodes 518 amino acids. The record is from RefSeq and is a predicted model, not a curated record. Gene Ontology annotation, molecular function: metalloendopeptidase activity.